Molecule: messenger RNA, 2056 nt
Organism: Vigna radiata var. radiata (mung bean)
Lineage: Eukaryota; Viridiplantae; Streptophyta; Magnoliopsida; Fabales; Fabaceae
Product: disease resistance protein RPS2-like
Exons: 4
Coding region: 135-1583 (482 amino acids)
Source: RefSeq, a predicted model, not a curated record
GGGAUUAUCAAUAUAAUUAUGCAGGUGGUCCAAGAACUAACUUUCCAUCAUUGAGUAAAUUGGAGUUUAAGUUUCUCCCAAAGUUGACACAAAUCUACAAUGGUCAUUUAGAAUUCCCAAGUCUAAAAUCUUUGAUGAUAGAAACAUGUCCAUUAUUGACAAAACUCACGACCGGAUUUGCAGAUUCACAUGAAAUGUUUACAACUGAUGGGGAGUCUUUUUUUGAAUUGAAUGAGAUUGUGUUUGACAGUUAUGACAACAUGGUUUGUGUCAUCUCCUCUAAGACAUUACAAGAGUUGAUGAACUUGAAGAAACUCUUUGUCAGUCAUUGUAAGGAAUUAAAAAUCAUAUUCAACAUUCAUGAAGAAAUACCUUAUUCCACACAACUUCUACAACAACUAUCUGAACUAGCUUUGAUUCAUCUUCCAAAGUUAACUUGCAUUGUCAACAAACAAAUUUCCAAGUUUUAUCAAAAUCUGAAAAUUCUACGAGUGAAGCAAUGUAAGUCUCUUCAUUCGUUACAAGUGCCAUUAAAACUAACAAAUCUGGAAAUUUCUGAUUGUGAGACAUUAAAGAACAUUAUUUUGAUUAAAGAAGAAGAAGAAAAAAGGAGAGAGAAACUCACAUUUCAUGAAUUGAAGGAUAUAUCUCUUGAAAACCUAUCAAAGCUCUUUGUUCUCUUUCCCUAUACAUCUGAAUUUCCAUCCUUACAAACAUUAAAAAUAGCAAAUUGUUCUGCUUUGAGAUCGUUUGUUGAAGAUCCCAAAUCUCUUACAGAAUCAUCUACGACAAAUUAUUUCUUUCCAAGUUCACUUUUAGUGGAAAAAUUAAAGGAACUUCAUAUUAUAAAUAUGGAUGUAGAGAAGCUUUGGCAUUCCAAUUAUCUAUCUGAGUCAUUUUGUGAACUUGAAGAUCUAAGUUUGACCAACAACAACAAAUUGUUGAGUGCUAUAUCUUUUGGUGUGAUCUUGAAAUUCAAGAAUUUGAAAAAAAUUACUUUGGACAAAUGUGAAAUAUUGGCAGAGGUAUUUGAUCUUGAAGAUGACAAUCUUGACCAUAACACUCCUGAAAUACUUCCUCGACUAGAGGUCUUAUCAUUGAUUAACUUAAUCAAAUUGAAGUAUGUCUGGAAUANGGAACCUCAGGUUUCAUUUUUUCCAAAUUUGGUGUCACUUUACAUUGUCCAUUGUCAUAGCCUUCAAAGUUUAUUCUCACUUUCUUCCAUCAAAAAUCUUAGAAAACUCAAGAUACUCAAAUUGUGUAAAUGUGAUAAAAUGGAAGAGGUCAUGUCUAAUGAUAUAUUUGAAGAUGGAAAUGUUUCUGUCAUUUUUCCUGAACUACAAUAUCUUGUAUUGAAGGAUCUUCCAAUGUUGCUAAGAUUUUACAGGCAAAGUAAAAUUAUAUAUUGGCCUAAGUUGAACACAGUAAGAGUAAGGAAUAUUCCAAAAAUGGAAACAUUUUCAACAGGCAUCCUCGUCACACCAUUUUUAAGAUCAAUUUAUGUAACAUAUACUAAAAAACUCUGGUUCGGAAGCUUGAAUAACACCAUAUCCUAUAUGAACAACAAUCCAGGAAGUGUCUAGGUGAUCCUGGCAUCAAGGGCAACCUCUUCAAUCAAUCAAUUUGUUGAAUCGAGCAAGUUUUCUAGAAGUUCCUUGUACCACAAGUGAUCGACGGAGUGUUUAGAGGAGUUAAAGUUGUGUAUCGUCGGUGUAAGGUAAGGGAAGCUAGAAUCUUUAUUUUAAAAUUUUGAUUUUUGUUGAAAGAAGUGUGUUUUGUAUGUGUUGUGAUUUAUGUGUAAGAAUGAAGAUGUUGAGAAAGUGAGAAUCUAAUCGUACUUUGAUGAUAAUGAUCUAAAUGAUGUUUUGUGUAAUGAUGAAUGAUAUAGAACAUGUUAAAUCUGUUUGUAUGUGUUAAUGACUUGUAAAUUAGUGUUUGUGAAGUUAGUAUGAUGAUUGAAUUGGGGGAAAGAAAUGGUUGAUGUUGAUUGUAAGUCAUUUUGUCUAAAAAUGGGGUUUUGGCUAAGGAAAUUAUGAGAGAAGUGUUGUAAACUGAG